Molecule: messenger RNA, 1301 nt
Organism: Musca vetustissima
Lineage: Eukaryota; Metazoa; Arthropoda; Insecta; Diptera; Muscidae
Product: Krueppel-like factor luna
Exons: 2
Biological process (GO): regulation of transcription by RNA polymerase II
Molecular function (GO): RNA polymerase II cis-regulatory region sequence-specific DNA binding; DNA-binding transcription factor activity, RNA polymerase II-specific
Source: RefSeq, a predicted model, not a curated record
GAUCUCACAGCCAAGGCUACAAAUCAUCAUCUUCAUCAACACAAUCAUCAUCAGCCGCCACCACAGCACUGAUUAAAAGCAAUUACAACAGUUUAUCAUCGGCACCAUCAUCAUCAUCCUCGUCAAGUGCUUUUCGCAGCAACGCAUACACCAGCAAUAACUCACACAACCACCACAAUAGCCGUAGCUCACCAUUCUCCUCAGCCUCUGCAUCAGCGUCAGCCCAAAUGGCUUUAAAUCGUCAAUAUUCGACAUUUUCAAGUGCCUCAGCAGCGGCCGUUACAAAACUGCCCAUACCACCGUUUUUAGCCGCCUCGCCAUUUCUUUUCACCUAUCGGCGUCUCAAGGAUGAGGCCACGAACAAUGGUGGCGGUAGCAGUGGUUUACCCUAUAUGGGUGGUGGUGGUCACAGUAAUGGCAGUUCAUCUGCAACCUCGCAAACGGCUUUGACAUCUUCCCUGCAUGCUCACUCGCCCAUUGGUUCCUCGACCUCGUCGUUUUCCAGUGCCAAUUCGGGCGUAACGAAUGGAGCCAAUAAUGGCGGCGGUGGCAGCAGUACGACUUCAUAUUUUCAAGACUAUGAUCGCAAGUUUAGCUUGUUGAGCCUAUUUAAGAAUCCCUAUAAAUAUACCAUGGAACGUAGGGCUGCUGUGCAUGUACCACCCUCCGCCUUUGGUAGUGGUGGUGGAGCCGCAGCUGCUGCCCUAUCAUCGGCCUUUUCAAUGGCCAGUCCAGCGCUAACGGCCUCGGCCUUUAGUCCCACCGCCCAUGCAGCUGCUUUAAGCCAUAAAGUCCAAAGUGCCAAUGCAUCGGCGGCCACAUCGCCAUGGAAGCUAAUGGCCGAGGCGCAUCAUCACCAAAGUUCGCCAUUUAGCCAUUCAUACCACCAGGGGGCGUUCAGUGCAAUAAACAGUGGAGAUCGUAAGAAUACCUUUAGUAGUAUAGUACCGGGUGGGAGUAGUGCCUUUGGUCGGUCCACAGAUGCGGGUUCAGUUAGUGGGGCAGCGGCGAAUGGUUGUGGCAAUGAUGCGGCCAAAAAUCGUAAGGUGCACAAAUGUGACAAUGAAGGAUGUGAUAAAGUUUAUACGAAAAGUUCUCAUCUGAAGGCACACAAGAGGACGCAUACAGGCGAAAAACCCUAUGUCUGCACCUGGGAAGGUUGUGUUUGGCGUUUUGCCCGUUCCGAUGAAUUAACCCGCCAUUAUCGCAAACACACCGGCGUCAAGCCCUUCCGCUGUCAACUCUGCACCCGUUCAUUUAGCCGUUCGGAUCACCUAUCUUUACAUAUGCGUCGACACUGA